This is a messenger RNA of Dermacentor albipictus, 357 nucleotides long. Its product is annotated as alpha-crystallin A chain-like. Gene Ontology annotation, cellular component: cytoplasm; nucleus. The record is from RefSeq and is a predicted model, not a curated record. Lineage: Eukaryota; Metazoa; Arthropoda; Arachnida; Ixodida; Ixodidae. Gene Ontology annotation, biological process: protein refolding; response to heat.
AUGACGACCCCUCGCAAGCGCCCACGGAGCCUCGGUGAGGAAGGCACGUGUUCACCACACGACUCCAAGUUCAUUGUGAACCUCGACGUUCGCGGCUACAAGCGUGAGGAAAUCUCCAUCAAGGCAGUCGGCGACCGCGUCGAGGUGAGCGCGAAGCACGAGGAAGAGAGCGAGGACGGUUCUAACUACGUGAAGCGCGAGUUCACUCGGCGGUUCACCCUCCCCGAAGGAGUGAAAGCCGAGACGGUCACCUGCGCCCUGUUAUCGUCCGGCGUGCUGGCCAUCGAAGCGCCCAAGCCGGAGCCUCCCAGCAAGAAGCCGAAGACGAUUCCCAUCGCUGUUGAGUCGUCGGUCUAG